AUGGGCUGGGUUCACAAUGCCACCCCGGAGGUGAACGCACAGUCGAAUUAUCCUACGAUAUUGGGAGUAUGUUUCUCUCUCACCGGGGCCAUGAUGGUCGUCGUGUGUCUUCGUCUCUAUAUCCGGAUUCGAUCUCGUCGUAUGGCCGUCGAUGACUACGUGAUGAUUGUCACGAUGUUGAAUUUCGCCGGUCGACCGUUCUAUCAGAUGGGCAUAGCUGGAUUCAAGGCGGCGCUAUGCCUCAGCUAUCUGCGUCUCUUGUCGGGCACAUCGAAGAAACUAUACCGGGCCGUGAUCUGGGCUGUUUUGAUUAUCUCCACGUUGGGACACUUUGCUGCGACACUGGUUCUCAUUUUUAACUGUCGUCCGGUUCAAAAAUCGUGGGAUCCGACCACCGAAGGAACAUGUCUUCCCUUCGGAGCCACCAACUACGCUCUCGUGGCGUGGACGAUACUCUGCGACGUGGUCAUCAUCUUCCUGCCCAUUCCACUCUUGCUGGAACUAAACGUCAAGCCGGCGCAGAAGGCGGGUCUGCUGUGUUUGUUCCUUCUGGGGCUGUUCACCACCGUCUGUUCAAUUCUCCGACUCACCCAGAUCAGCGUGAUCGCCUACGGGGACGGAAAUUCCACGAUGCUCGUGCUCUGGGGCACGAUCGAGUUCAAUGUCGGCAAUAUUAUUACGUGCUUACCUUUCCUCGGCCCUCUACUCAAAGGGUUCGUCAGCGAUUUUCAGUCCCGAAGCGCCUCCAAAGGAAAAUACCGCACCGACUCGCACUACGUCCUGCAGUCCUACUCAAAGGAUGACCGGCUGCACGGUACCAACGUCUCCAACGUCUCUCAGAUCGCGUCCUCAAAACCGAAACGGACUCCCAGUGAGGAACUGAUCCUAGACAACGGCAGCGAUUCCGAGACCACCGGCAACAACGGCGCCAUCAAAAUGACAGUGGAGUAUCGCGUCUCCAUUGAUCGAGAGGAGAGCCGUUGA
Messenger RNA from Aspergillus affinis, 984 nucleotides. RefSeq lists its product as uncharacterized. The record is from RefSeq and is a predicted model, not a curated record. Bases 1 to 984 code for a protein of 327 amino acids. The transcript has 4 exons. NCBI's taxonomy places the organism in Eukaryota, Fungi, Ascomycota, Eurotiomycetes, Eurotiales, Aspergillaceae.